Messenger RNA from Leguminivora glycinivorella, 1640 nucleotides. RefSeq lists its product as uncharacterized. The record is from RefSeq and is a predicted model, not a curated record. Gene Ontology annotation, biological process: DNA integration; DNA recombination. Bases 134 to 1150 code for a protein of 338 amino acids. Lineage: Eukaryota; Metazoa; Arthropoda; Insecta; Lepidoptera; Tortricidae. Gene Ontology annotation, molecular function: DNA binding. The transcript is spliced from 2 exons.
UCAGCAGUAUCAUCGGAUGCGUGGUGGGCAACAAUACCAUCAACCCCGGAAGCACUACAACCAGCCUCACCGGAAAGAGAGACACAGCUCCCACAAGCAGAGGUCCAGAUAUCACCGAUAGAACCUGAGGUACAUGCAGAGAUGUCCAUCCCCUACAUCGUCAUCUUACCCUGGCUGCCGGGCUGCUAUCGGCGAGGCGUACAGUAGGCGCGGAACGCCAAAAUCAGCAAUUCAGAUAAUGUUAAAUUCUCUUUCAAAUAACACGCUGAAACAGUAUGAUACUUCUUUCAAACAAUGGUGGCUAUUCUGUAAGCAAAAUAAGAUUGAUGUUUAUCAGGCGUCUAUACCAUUCGUACUUAAGUUUUUAACAGAGCGUUUUGAAAAUGGAGCCUCUUAUGGCACAAUUAAUAGUACUAGAUCCGCUCUAUCUCUUCUUAUUGGACCUAGAAUAGGAAAUGAUGAUAGGAUAAAACGGUUUGUUAAAGGAGUAUUUCGAUUAAAACCUCCUACUCCAAAAUAUAAUAUAACAUGGGACCCUAGCAUUGUCCUCAAUUAUUUAAAAGGCUUGUACCCUAACGAAGUUAUAAGCUUGGAACAGCUUACCCAUAAAGUGGUGAUGUUACUUGCCUUAACGACAGGACACAGAGUCCAAACAUUAUCCUUAAUUAAGAUUAAUAAUAUUCAAUUUACUCAUGAGGGAGUUCAAAUUUUUAUACCAGAUUUAAUUAAAACUUCAGGAAAAAACAGUAAACAACCAUUAUUAAAUUUAAAAAUAUUCAGUAAUAAGAUUGAAGUCUGCCCAGUCACUACUUUAAAUUCUUAUAUCAAAAGAACACAGUCUAUUAGAGAUACUAACAGUCUUUUAAUUACGCAUAAAAAACCUCACCAUGCUGUUUCUACCCAGACUAUAAGUCGCUGGAUAAAAAAUGUACUUAAGGAGGCAGGCAUAGACGUUAACAUCUUUACAGCCCAUAGCACUAGACACGCCAGCACAUCAGCUGCAAGCAGAUCUGGUAUAUCCAUAGAUAUUAUCCAAAAAACAGCUGGUUGGUCAGAAAACUCUAUUUGCUUUGCUAAGCAUUAUAACAGACCAAUUUCUUCAGAACCUGACCAGUUUUGUAGUACGAUAUGUAACUUGAUAUCAGACUGAAUGUCAUGUUGAUUAUAAUUACAUUGUUAUCUUAAAUGUUACUGAUUUAAUAAACAGCUUUAUUUCUUAAUCAGAUUGUAUGAUUAUGUACUCGCAACCCUAUCUUUGAACAUCUACAAUGGUUAAGUUAACAGGGAGAGAGAUAAAUGUUAUUAUUAGAUUAAACGAACUUACCUUAAGUGAAGUUCUAUCUUAAUAACAUGAUUCUCUCUCCCUGUUAAGAGAGUCCCAUCCCUUCCCUUGUGUAUAUAUGCUAAUAUACUUUUCCCAUUUACAGGGUUGCUCUAAUAAUCUACUGAAAUAUACUUUAAACGAAAUGACUUGUCGUACCGGAUGCCAUAGACUAGACAACUGGAGCUGUUCGAGCUUCUUUUUUAAAAGCUUUGAAAAUUGUGAUAAAUGUUGGAUACAAUAAAGGUUAUACAAUGGUUAAGUUAACAGGGAGAGAGAAUCAUGUUAUUAAGAUAGAACUUCACUUAAGGUAAGUUCG